This is a messenger RNA of Platichthys flesus (European flounder), 1434 nucleotides long. It is a transcript of the gene wnt7ba, whose product is annotated as wingless-type MMTV integration site family, member 7Ba. The record is from RefSeq and is a predicted model, not a curated record. Gene Ontology annotation, cellular component: extracellular region. The transcript is spliced from 4 exons. Gene Ontology annotation, biological process: neuron differentiation; cell fate commitment; multicellular organism development. Gene Ontology annotation, molecular function: cytokine activity; frizzled binding. The coding region runs from base 122 to 1183 and encodes 353 amino acids. Lineage: Eukaryota; Metazoa; Chordata; Actinopteri; Pleuronectiformes; Pleuronectidae.
CGCAGGAGCGAAGACAUCAAGUCAAACCAACUCCUGGACUUCAGAGAAAAGGACAUAUUCAUCCUCUUUUCUUUUUUUCAAACCGCAACAGCGCAGCAAAAGCGGUGUUCAAUGCGCAACCAUGCUCAUCAUCUCCUCCCGCAGUGCGCUGCUGUCCGUCUACUACCCACAGAUCUUCCUCAUCCUCACCAGCGGUAGCUACCUGGCACUAUCCUCGGUGGUAGCCCUGGGUGCAAACAUCAUCUGCAACAAGAUACCGGGUUUGGCCCCCCGUCAGAGAGCCCUCUGUCAGUCUCGGCCCGACGCAAUCAUCGUCAUUGGCGAGGGCGCCCAGGUUGGAAUCAAUGAGUGCCAGUACCAGUUCCGCUAUGGCCGGUGGAACUGCUCGGCCCUGGGCGAGAGGACCGUCUUUGGACAAGAGCUGAGAGUAGGCAGCAGGGAGGCGGCGUUCACCUACGCCAUCACCGCCGCCGGAGUGGCUCACGCAGUGACGGCAGCCUGUAGCCAAGGCAACCUGAGCCAGUGUGGCUGUGACCGCGAGAAGCAGGGCUACCACGACCAGGAGGAGGGCUGGAAGUGGGGGGGCUGCUCGGCCGACGUUAAGUACGGCGUGGAGUUCUCGCGGCGCUUUGUUGACGCCCGAGAGAUCAAGAAAAACGCCCGGCGGCUGAUGAACCUGCACAACAAUGAGGCGGGGCGAAAGAUCCUGGAGGAGAGGAUGAAGCUGGAGUGCAAGUGUCACGGCGUUUCCGGUUCUUGCACCACUAAGACCUGCUGGAUCACCCUACCAAAGUUCAGAGAGAUCGGCUACCUGCUGAAGGAGCGCUACAGCGAAUCGGUUCAAGUGGAGCCUGUCCGGGCCUCGCGGCUCCGCCAGCCGUCCUUCCUGCGUCUCAAAGACGCCCGGGGCUACCAGAAGCCCACAGACACGGACCUGGUCUACCUGGAGCGCUCGCCCAACUACUGCGAGGAGGACACGGCGACGGGGAGCACGGGGACGAGGGGCAGGCUGUGCAAUGGCACCUCCACCAACACAGACAGCUGCAAUGUGAUGUGCUGCGGCCGGGGCUACAACACACACCACUACACGCGCGUGUGGCAGUGCAACUGCAAGUUCCACUGGUGCUGCUUCGUCAAGUGCAACACGUGCAGGGAGAAAUCGGAGGUUUACACCUGCAAGUAGGGAACGAGAGAGACGGACAGCGGCUGAGGAUGGGAAACAGACAAGGGGUCGAAGGUCAGGGGGAUCCGACGAAGUGGAAUUUGAAGUGAAGGACGUGGAAGUAUUUAUUCAACAUUUUGCACAUUUUGACUUCCUAUUUGGAAUUCUUCAAAAAAAGGAAAGGCACGCGUGAAAUGGAACAUGAAGCCUGGAGAGCGUGUCCAAAUCAUGUGACUGUGACAUGAAGCGAAUUCAAUCUCUUCUUUCCCAGA